This is a messenger RNA of Galendromus occidentalis (western predatory mite), 669 nucleotides long. Its product is annotated as N-alpha-acetyltransferase 20. Gene Ontology annotation, biological process: N-terminal peptidyl-methionine acetylation. Lineage: Eukaryota; Metazoa; Arthropoda; Arachnida; Mesostigmata; Phytoseiidae. The record is from RefSeq and is a predicted model, not a curated record. Gene Ontology annotation, molecular function: protein-N-terminal amino-acid acetyltransferase activity. Gene Ontology annotation, cellular component: NatB complex. The transcript is spliced from 3 exons. The coding region runs from base 124 to 660 and encodes 178 amino acids.
ACGGCAUCGAAAGAGAAAUUCAUCGCGCACCUAUUGCGAGCGACACACGGCCUCGAUUUCUCUAAGUGAGGUUCCAAAAGUUCCACGGCUCCUGCUCCCAGUGAUUCUAAGCCUGCUCGCAGGAUGUGCACGAUCCGACCCUUCACCUGCGCGGACCUACUCUCAUAUAACAACGUCAACUUGGAUGUUCUGACAGAGACCUACGGGGUUUCUUUCUAUCUCACAUACCUUGCGAAAUGGCCUGAAUAUUCCCAGCUGCUGGAGAGCGUGAACGGCGACAUCAUGGGUUACAUCAUGGGGAAGGCUGAAGGUUUCAGCCGCAAUUGGCAUGGACAUGUUACUGCUCUCAGUGUCGCUCCGGAGUAUCGUCGGCUAGGCGUGGCGAACAGACUCAUGGAAAAUUUGGAGAAUAUAUCGGAGGAGAAGGGUUGCUAUUUCGUGGAUCUUUUCGUGCGUCUUUCAAACUCGAUCGCCAUCGACAUGUACGAGCGCCUAGGAUACACUGUCUACCGACGCGUGCUCGACUAUUAUUCGAGAUUGAAUUCGAAUUUAGACGAGGACGCAUACGACAUGCGGAAAGCCCUUAGCCGCGAUGUAGACAAGAUUUCCAUCAUCCCCUUGGGCAGAGCAGUAAGAUCGGAUGAACUGGAUAAUUCGUGAAGGAGCGAU